AGGAGAUAUUUUUAUUUCCCCAAACAGGUCGCAUGUGGCUUGUGGACCGACUGCGUUCUCGACUGCGGCCAAAACGGUGCCUGACCCCCCUGCUCCCUGGACGGACGCCUCCUUCUCUCACUCCAACUCGAGUCGUGCUUUAUCAUGGACAAGUCUUUCACUCUCGGACAGGUGCUCUGUACAGGAGCCUUUGGGCUCUUAACUGGCUUCCUUAUCUCCCAGUCUGCACUCAAACCAAAGAGCAACACCACCGCUUCUCUCACAGCUAGCAAUGGCAGCUCAAAAAAGAGUAUCAAAAGAGAAAAGACAGAUAACGCUCAACCAACCAAGCAGAGGAAGCAGAUCGAGGAGGACUCUGAAGAAUAUCUCGAGGGUGAGAGCGAGGAUGAGGACGAGGACUUUACAGACGAGGAGACCGAGGAUGAAGAGAAUGACGAUCUCGCAGAAUUCGAUCUUCGCGAGGAGUACAAGAUGGUCCUGGUCGUGAGGUCUGAUUUGGGUAUGGGAAAGGGCAAGGCUGCCGCCCAGUGUUGUCAUGCCACCCUGGCUAAUUACAAGGAACUGCUCAAAAAGAGUCCCAAGACCCUCACCCGGUGGGAAUACUGCGGACAGGCCAAGGUGACGCUCAAGGUCGAUAGCGAGGAUGAAAUGUUGUUGCUUCAAGCCCAAGCUCAGAGCGUAGGGUUGGCAGCACACAGCAUUCGUGAUGCAGGAAGGACACAAAUCGCUGCCGGAUCAAGAACGGUUCUCGCUGUCGGUCCAGGUCCUGUCAGCGUCAUUAACAGCGUCACCGGAAAACUCAAGUUGUAUUAGACAAUAAAGCAUGUCCUCGCAUACAUUCACGACUCGUUUCGAUGAGCGGACAAA
Messenger RNA from Gamsiella multidivaricata, 867 nucleotides. RefSeq names its product peptidyl-tRNA hydrolase PTH2-domain-containing protein. Gene Ontology annotation, cellular component: mitochondrion; cytosol. The transcript has 5 exons. The coding region runs from base 145 to 813 and encodes 222 amino acids. Gene Ontology annotation, molecular function: peptidyl-tRNA hydrolase activity. The record is from RefSeq and is a predicted model, not a curated record. Lineage: Eukaryota; Fungi; Mortierellomycota; Mortierellomycetes; Mortierellales; Mortierellaceae.